AUGGGCAACAAGCAAACCAUUUUCACUCAAGAGCAACUGGAUGCAUAUCAGGACUGCACAUUUUUCACAAGGAAAGAAAUUCUGAGGCUGUUUCACAGGUACCGAGACCUGGCCCCGCAGCUCGUUCCCCUUGACUACUCGGACAAACCAGCCGUGACACUCCCCUACGAGCUCAUCAGCAGCAUGCCAGAGCUCAAGGACAACCCAUUCCGGCAGCGGAUCGCUGAGGUGUUCUCAGAGCGCGGCGACGGCAACAUGACUUUGGAUGAUUUUCUGGACAUGUUUUCUGUGCUAAGUGAAAUGGCUCCCCGAGACUUGAAAGCUUAUUAUGCUUUUAAAAUUUAUGACUUCAACAACGAUGAUUACAUAUGCAAAUCAGACCUAGAGAAAACUGUUAACAAAUUAACCCGAAAUGAACUGACCCCAGAAGAAGUCAGCCUCGUGUGUGAGAAGGUGAUUUAUGAGGCUGAUGUGGACAAUGAUGGCAAACUGUCCUUGGCAGACUUUCAGCAUAUGAUUGUACGAGCUCCAGAUUUCCUCAGCACCUUUCAUAUUCGAAUCUGA
This is a messenger RNA of Melospiza georgiana, 564 nucleotides long. It is a transcript of the gene CIB3, whose product is annotated as calcium and integrin binding family member 3. Bases 1 to 564 code for a protein of 187 amino acids. Gene Ontology annotation, molecular function: calcium ion binding. The transcript is spliced from 6 exons. The record is from RefSeq and is a predicted model, not a curated record. NCBI's taxonomy places the organism in Eukaryota, Metazoa, Chordata, Aves, Passeriformes, Passerellidae.